GAAGACUCAUUUGGUGGUGAAAAAGUGAGCUCAGCCAGAAGAAGGAAGAGGUGGGGUCUGGUUGCAGCAUCGGCCUCUUUCACUUCCCCUUCGAUGUUGCUGGCUUCCCAUCACCUUCCUUCACCAUUACAUGCUUCUCUGCUCCAAUGACGGACGGCAACAUGGUUUCCUCAGACUUCAACGCCAACGAGAAAAUGGAGCUUGAGUGCAUCAAGAUGUACAAGAAAGACCUCCUGGACGACAUACAGAAACUAAAAUUGGAGAUAGAAAAUAUUAUGAGUGAAAUACUCAGCUUUGAGACUGCAGAGGACAGCAGCAAGACUUUGGAGAAAAGUAAACAGUUCUCAAAUGGAAAGAAAAAGUUCAACAUGGAUCCCAAAAAGGGGAUUCAGUUUCUUGUGGAGAGGAAGAUGCUGGACGGAAGCGCCAAGUCCAUCGCUGAGUUCCUGUACAAAGAAGACGGACUCAACAAGACAGCCAUCGGAGAGUUCCUUGGAGAAAGACACGAAAUCCACCUCCAGACUCUGAAGGCGUUUGUGGAGCUUCACGAGUUUUCUGACCUGAACUUGGUCCAGGCACUGAGACAGUUCCUGUGGAGCUUCCGUCUCCCUGGUGAAGCUCAGAAGAUCGACCGCAUGAUGGAGGCCUUCGCUGCACGCUACUGUAGCUGCAACAGCGAGGUCUUCCAGUCGACGGACACGUGCUACAUCCUGUCCUUUGCUAUCAUCAUGCUGAACACCAGCCUGCACAAUCCCAACGUGAAAGACAAGACCACACUGGAGCGUUUCAUCUCCAUGAACAGAGGAAUCAACAACGGGGGCAACCUGCCUGACGACUUGCUCUCGAAACUGUACGACAGCAUCCGGAGCGAGCCGUUCAAAAUCCCAGAGGACGACGGGAACGAUCUCACGCACACCUUCUUCAACCCCGACAGAGAGGGCUGGCUGCUCAAGCUCGGUGGUCGAGUGAAGACGUGGAAGAGGCGAUGGUUCAUACUGACCGACAACUGCCUCUAUUACUUUGAGUACACGACGGACAAAGAGCCCAGAGGCAUCAUCCCACUCGAGAACCUUUGCGUGAGAGAGGUCUCUUAUCCCCGGAAAUCUUUUUGUCUGGAGCUCUACAACCCCAACAGUCGAGGGCAGAAGAUUAAAGCCUGUAAAACGGAAACUGACGGACGAGUCGUGGAGGGGAAGCAUCAGUCGUACACGAUAUGCGCCACCAACGCCGAGGAGAGAGACGCCUGGAUCGAAGCCAUCAGAGCCAGCAUCACCAAGGACCCCUUCUACGACUUGGUGUCGACGCGAAAGAAGAAGCUCAUAAACCAGGCCACACAGGAUUGAAAUGUGAGCCUCACAUGGACUUCCUGUUUAACUUCUCAUUUUGACAGACUGAAAUAAUCGUUCAAAGAGUGACUCACUGUCAAAACCUCAACGUGCUCAGAUGGAAUGGUGCAACCGGAAUAUGGGGGAUGUAUGACGUACAUCCUUCUGAGUAGUUGCUUCAUGCAAGUUGCAUUGAAGGAGUCAGCCAUGCUGCGCACCUCACCUGCCUGGGGUGAAGAAAGUCGGCACAAAACUGGCAUUUCGGCACACACUUCUGCAGAUUUGUUGCCAUCCAGUGUUGGCAGUCUGUUCUUUAAAUCCGUGGUGCAAACUUUUUUUUUUUUGCCAGGGGAUGUCAGACUCUGUAACCAUGUCAUUUAAAGUGAAAUAUAGCAGUGCAAUAUCUAUCUUAAAUGUGUAAAUAAUGUAUAUUUGCAAUGUGGCUUCCUAAUAAAAAUGUGUGUAAGAACCCUGUUUACACAAAACUAGAGCAGGAGGGUUGAGCAGUUCCUCAUUCUGGUGCCAUGUGAAAGCGUGUCAGCAUCUGUAUGUGUGUGUGUGAGUGUGUGACAUCCUGUAGCGGGACGGUUUCUAGGUGAAAACUUGGGUGGUUCCUAUGCUUGAACUACUACUUUGUGUUUGUGUACAACAAAACUUG
Messenger RNA from Synchiropus splendidus (mandarinfish), 1983 nucleotides. RefSeq names its product cytohesin-4-like. Gene Ontology annotation, molecular function: guanyl-nucleotide exchange factor activity. NCBI's taxonomy places the organism in Eukaryota, Metazoa, Chordata, Actinopteri, Syngnathiformes, Callionymidae. Bases 147 to 1343 code for a protein of 398 amino acids. Gene Ontology annotation, biological process: regulation of ARF protein signal transduction. The record is from RefSeq and is a predicted model, not a curated record. The transcript is spliced from 13 exons.